Messenger RNA from Hirsutella rhossiliensis, 1614 nucleotides. RefSeq names its product glucanosyltransferase domain-containing protein. Gene Ontology annotation, cellular component: cytoplasm; fungal-type cell wall. Gene Ontology annotation, molecular function: 1,3-beta-glucanosyltransferase activity. Gene Ontology annotation, biological process: fungal-type cell wall (1->3)-beta-D-glucan biosynthetic process. The transcript has 3 exons. NCBI's taxonomy places the organism in Eukaryota, Fungi, Ascomycota, Sordariomycetes, Hypocreales, Ophiocordycipitaceae. The record is from RefSeq and is a predicted model, not a curated record. Bases 1 to 1614 code for a protein of 537 amino acids.
AUGGCUUUCGCCAAGCUGUCCCUGUCGCUGCUCGCGCUGGCGGGCAGCGUCCUCGCCGCCGACCUGGAUCCCAUCGAGAUGAAGGGAUCCAAAUUCUUCUACAAGAAUGGCACCCAGUUCUUCAUGAAGGGCGUCGCCUACCAGCAGGACACGGGUGCCGCCGGUGCAACGAGCGAGCAGACGUCCAAAUACGUCGACCCCCUCGCCGACGAGGACAAGUGCAAGCGCGACGUCCCUCUCCUUGUUGAGCUUGGCACCAACACCAUCCGAACCUACGCCAUCAACCCCGAGUCGGACCACUCGGCCUGCAUGAAGCUGCUCCAGGACGCCGGCAUCUACGUCAUUUCCGACCUCGGCGAGCCCAGCCUGUCCAUUAACCGCGACAAUCCCCAGUGGAAUACGGAGCUCUACACGCGCUACACCAAGGUUGUCGACGAGCUCGGCAAGUACUCCAACGUCAUUGGCUUCUUUGCCGGCAACGAGGUCAGCAACAACAAGACCAACACGGACGCCUCGGCCUUUGUCAAGGCCGCCGUCCGCGACACAAAGGCCUACAUCAAGAACAGGAAGAAUUCUCGCUGGAUGGGCGUCGGCUAUGCCGCCAACGACGAUGUCGACAUUCGCAAAGACAUUGCCGACUACUUCAACUGCGGCAAGCCGGAGGAUGCCAUUGACUUUUGGGGCUACAACAUUUACUCGUGGUGCGGUAAAAGCGACAUGGAAAAGUCUGGUUACUCUAAGCAGGCCAAGUUUUUCGAAAACUACUCGGUCCCCGUCUUCUUUGCCGAGUACGGCUGCAACCUGCCCAACGGUGCCUCUGGCCGCAUCUUUCAGGAGACUGGCGCGCUGUAUGAGGACGAGAUGACCAAAGUUUUCUCCGGCGGCAUUGUCUACAUGUACUUUCAAGAGGACAAUGAUUACGGUCUCGUCAAGGUCAGCGGCGACAAGGCCACCAAGCAAAAGGACUUUGAAGCGCUCAAGAAGCAGGCGACGUCGGCCUCUCCUCGGGGCGUUGAGCGCGACUCGUACAACCCGACCAGCAAGCCCCAGGAAUGCCCCGACGCUAAGUCUGAGAGUUGGAAGGCCAACUCUGCCCUGCCGCCCACGCCCGACCAGUCUCUGUGCGACUGCAUGUCCAAGUCGCGCACGUGCGUGCAGAAGAAGGGCAUCACGGCCAAGGACUACGGCUCCAUUUUUGGCUUCAUCUGCGGCGAGGCGCCCGAGAUUUGCAAGGGCAUCCAGGGCAACGCAUUGACGGGCAUCUAUGGUGCCUACAGCAUGUGUUCGGACAGCGCCAAGCUCGACUACGUCCUCGAUGCCUACUACGUCAAGAUGAAGAAGGCGCCCGACUCGUGCGACUUCAAUGGCAAGGCUGGCCCCCAGAGCGGCUCCGUGCAGUCCUCUUGCAGCGACAAACUGGCCAAGGCGAGCGAUAUUAACAGGCAGGUCGCCACGGCCACGGCUCCUGUCGGCGGUGGUGCUGCCUCGGCCACGGUUGACAGCUUUGCCCCCCCCGGCGCCCCCAUGGCCCGCCUCCUCAACGUCGGCGACUACGCCAUGGGGCUCUACAUGGCGGUUGCGCUCGUCGUGGGUGCUGGAAUGGUUGCCCUGUAG